CCAGGCAACUUUUCAAAGUUUAUUGCCGGCGUUUUUGACGGAAACUUCAAAAUUGCUUUUUAUGUAUUUUUUGAACCUUUCAUGAAGCUCAUCUCUAUUAUGGACCUGCUCAAAAUUUUUCGAAGGCAGGAACCAGUCGCCAAGGAUUUGCUGGCCAAAAAAACUGAGGUGAGCCAAUAUCGAGAGGUCGUUCAGGAAAAAGACGUUUUGCUGCGCAACUCCAAAGCCCGCAUUCUAGAACUGGAAGAACAAGUUGCCGACCUGGACACAAAGUAUCGAAAAUUGCAAGAAAUCCAGGGGAAUCCGCAGGACGGGAAGAAGAUCAUCGAGCAAUACGAGACAUUUUACUCGAAGAUCAUGUGCGAAAGCGAGCAAAUCCUCGACCAAAAAAAGGGAGCUGAAGCCAAGCUGGAGGAGAUGCAAAUUUUUUGCGCAGAUCUGUUGGAGAAGUUCGAAAAGGCCAAAAGCGUUAUCAGGCAGUAAAAAAAACUGUCCCAAGUCCAUGUUCGAACCUUUAAAGGGGCUGGACAGUAACUGAGUCUAAUAAAAAUUAACAUUGAAGAUGCCA
Messenger RNA from Dendroctonus ponderosae (mountain pine beetle), 568 nucleotides. RefSeq lists its product as uncharacterized. Lineage: Eukaryota; Metazoa; Arthropoda; Insecta; Coleoptera; Curculionidae. The record is from RefSeq and is a predicted model, not a curated record.